Molecule: messenger RNA, 2886 nt
Organism: Nothobranchius furzeri (turquoise killifish)
Lineage: Eukaryota; Metazoa; Chordata; Actinopteri; Cyprinodontiformes; Nothobranchiidae
Gene: tmem14a
Product: transmembrane protein 14A
Biological process (GO): regulation of heme biosynthetic process
Cellular component (GO): mitochondrial membrane
Source: RefSeq, a predicted model, not a curated record
GGUGAACGUCACAUGAACCGAAAUUCACACAUGCGCAGUUUAGUUAGUGGCGGGCAGGAAAAAGGAAGUGCAGGCACAAAAUUGAAAUCUGCUGCUGCUGAUCUGUAGUUUGGACUAAAGCUUUCUUUUGGAAAAUGGACUGGAUUGGGUUUGGCUAUGCUGCAGCCAUUUUCUUUGGAGGCUUUCUUGGUUACAAGAGAAGAGGAAGUGUGAUGUCACUGAUUGCUGGUUUUGUUUUUGGUGGAUUAUCAGCUCUCGGCGCCUACAACAUUUCCAACGACCCAAAGAAUAUCCUGGUGUCCCUGAUUGCCUCUGGAGUCCUCUCAGUCAUCAUGGGAAUGAGAUACAAGAAAUCUGGAAAAUUAAUGCCUGCAGGGAUCAUUUCUGGGCUAAGCUUAUUGAUGGUGUUUCGCCUACUUCUCCUCAUGGUGUGACCGAGCGAUCAGCACUGACAAGUCUUCUAAAGGGAUCUUUACGACCAAGUCUGCAGUUCUGUGGGUUUUUUGUGUGAUUGCACAAUCAGAGAUAAUCAGACAAGAUUCUAUUUUCCUACAGUUGUGAAAUGAGAGUAAAUGUUUGACAGUAUUUCCCACAGAUUCUGCUAAAUCAGCUAUUAAGCUAGAAAAAAACAAACAGAACAACAGAGCAAGUUGAAUUUUUUUUGUUUUAUUUGAUAUGUCUGAGAUAGAUUGUACAAUUGGUGAACAUUUUGUAAUGGAUGACAGUUAAAAUAAAGAUUUGAUUCAUACAACACAUGUUUAUUAAGCGAAAUGUCCUCUGAAACGGAACAAAAACUUCAUUUUCAGACGUUUCCUCAGUAGUGACGCUAGAAAACAGCAUGAUUAGUAUUUUUGCAUUAGAUCAAUGUUAAUUUUAAUAUAAUGCAGCCAUAGGUGCUUUCACCAGUUUUAUGAAUCACUUUAAAUGUGAGGAAUGUAUUAGAUCUUUUUGGAGAAUUUACAGAUUUAGUGUUGUGAGGUUGAACACUUCCAUGACCGUCUUCUUGUAAUGUUCAUCUGGCUGCGGCUUCCUCUUGCUGCCUGGCUGCAGGAACCUGCUGAUGGCAGGAAUACGGCUCAUCCUCCCCUGGAAAGCCUGGACACAAACCCAGAGAGAACUGAGCACAGUUUGAGGGGGAAUUUUAAAACGGGCACAUGUCAGAUUUACCUUGGUGUUGGGAAAUUCUGCGAGGAUUGCAGGGAACUUCUCCUCAAGCAUCAGAGUGCAUUCGAGCAGCAGCACAUCUGCAAGGCUUAGCUUACCUCCCACCAGGUAAACAGACCCACUCAGCGCCUGAUUCGUUUUCCAAACACAUAGAACUGCUUUAGAUGAAAUUAGUAAUAUUUUAGGCUAAUUUCAUGAGUUGUUCCACUUUACCUUUUCAAACACUGGCAGGUAACGCUCAUUUGCUUUAGUUAGGAUGUUGUCAAGUUUAGGUUUGGUGUCUGAGACGAAGGGCAGAAUCAUCAUCAUUUCCAUGAGGUCCAUCAGCCCCUCUGAGUACAUAUUGAUCCUAAAGGAGAUGAUUUUUUUUUUAUUUAAUGAACAACCAUGAGAACAGAAACUGCCAUUAUUGCAAAAAGCAGAUCUGGAACACACAUGACGCGCUCUUUGAUGUCUUUUCCAUAGAGGUUGUACUUCUCAGCAAUGUAAUGUAGGAUCGCCUUUGUCUGCACAAGUUUCAUGCCAUCGAUCUCCACCAAGGGGACCUGCUGGAACAUGAGCGACCCAUCUGCAGAGCAUUCACAGCACUAGGUCAUGCAGAGAGCCACUCCCAAGAUAAGAGCGCACAGUUACUCCCAUUGCUGUAGACUCACAUGACCUGAGCUAAACCUUUCAGCAGAAGUCCUAUCUUGCAACCCUUUCAGGUUGAACCUGAAACUGAACUGGACACAGGAAAAUGAGGAGCAUGCCCUCCACGAGAAUGUCUCUGAAAACCAACUCACCAUCCAGAAGCUUCUGGUACUGAUCUCUGGUUGUCAGGUGAAACUCAUCAAACUGUGGUCAUAAAUACAAAUGAAAUGCAUUUAUUGCACGUGACGGGGUAAGAAAAGUAUGCAAAGCUCCAGAACAGCUUCACCCACCUCCACUUCUGCAACUGUCAGAAGCCAACGGAUUGACUCCAUUUUCCCUCUCCCGUUGAAAUAGUGCAGACUUACUUUUCCAGACAUGGCUGUUGGGUUUUCGGACAAAUCUGUCAAACUUUUUUAAAAAGAGAAAAGGUUAUAAUGUGUGAAAAACAUCACUUUUGGAUGAGGACAUGAAAAUAAGCACAGGGUUUGUACCUGUACACAGAAAGGAGCUCUCUGCUUCCCGAUUUCUGCUAUAAACUAAAGUCAGGGGCGUACCGAGGUCACCUGGGACGGGUUAAAGGGAGUGGAAACAUCCAAAGUCUGUGAUUGGUGGGUUUGGACCAAUAGGAACACGACUUAUUCUCGUGUAUUUUGCUAAGACUCAUGGGUAAAAAUGUUUCUAGGCUUGUUUUAGCUUUUAUUUAUGAUUUCUUUAGCGACGAUUUCCAACAACACACGUUUAUGUUGAAUUAUCUACAAGAAUUCUAUCCGUUCUAAUGAACAUAAUAUAAGAAGAAACCGUAACAAAGAGCGCUGUUAGUUUGGGUGUCUAUAUAUGCCGCUCGGCCAUCUUGGGUUUUCUCGGAUGUGAGGGCGAUCUGGCUGCGACAUCUGUCACCCCAUUGAUCGCUAGGGUUGAUUCGGCUGAUCUGGCUGGCUAGGCGGGUGUCCCCUUCCUCCCUCACCACUCCACAUGAGUCCCUCCCGAAGCUCAGCGCUCGGUGGCAGCGGACGACCCCCUGGACGACCAUCCUUCGGUGUACCAGUAGCUGCGCUCCCCUGCUAGAAACUCCAAACAAGCUCAAGGCCAAAA